This is a messenger RNA of Brassica oleracea var. oleracea, 3365 nucleotides long. Its product is annotated as protein GAMETE EXPRESSED 2. The transcript is spliced from 15 exons. Lineage: Eukaryota; Viridiplantae; Streptophyta; Magnoliopsida; Brassicales; Brassicaceae. The record is from RefSeq and is a predicted model, not a curated record. Gene Ontology annotation, biological process: pollen sperm cell differentiation; actin cytoskeleton organization. Gene Ontology annotation, molecular function: actin filament binding. The coding region runs from base 1 to 3300 and encodes 1099 amino acids.
AUGGCGAUCAAAGUCGCUUCACUCUUGUCUCUCUUCUUACUCACUCCAUCCUUAAGCGUAGAUGAAUCUGGCCUCCCGAAGUUUUCUUUCAGUUGGUCGGACGACAAGAACAAGUUUAAAUCUGGUGAAAUCGCCAGAAUCUCGAUCAAAGUUCUUGGAAACUUCGAAACCAAUGGGAACGCUUCGUUAGGACAGGGAGCGUUUAAGCCGACACUUACUGUCAACGGCAAAACUGGGAACAGUACGUACAUUUCUGGUGUUUCUCUGGAUCUUGGUGCCGAUAUUAGCACGUGGAAGAUUUCUUUUAUUCCCAUCGUUGUUGGGGUUCUCAACAUCGUUAUAGAUGAUGAAACUUUCAAAGUCCUAGAUUCGUCGUUACAUUUUGAAGUCGAACCAGGGUUAAUGCACCCAUAUGUCUCUGUUGUUUCAUGGAUGGGUCUUAACAACGUGUUUGAAGCUGGGACGAAUGCAUCCAUCUUGAUUCUUCCAUUGGAUGCAUUUGGAAACAACAUCUCCUUUUCCGGGAAGGAGAUGGAGCUGCAGGGGUUUUCCUUGUCCCUUCAGAAUGAAAACGGUUCAUUUGCUACCAUUUUUAAUACAACACACAUCAGAUGGAUGGAGUCUGGUUAUAUUUCCAUUGAGUUUGUUCUUGUCACCGCUGGAAAAUUCUUACUGCUUGUGGAGAAAGAAAGCCAAACCCUGAACGGUGUUCCACUACCUCUUGAGGUUAAUUCAGGGCCUCUAGAUGUUUCAAACUGUGUGAGCAUAUGGAAGUCAGAUCUAAACACAUGGCAGAUAUUUUCCAAAAUGGAGAUCAUGUUACACCAGAGAGACCGGUUCGGAAACCUAGUAUCUGGAUUUUACGAGUUUGAUGCUGAUGUGGUGGGGAAAGAGACUGGCUUAUCCAUACCAGUAGCAGAUUUCCAGUUUGAGUAUGUGGAUCCAGGGAUCCAGUUGAUGUCUUUCACCUUGUCUGAGCCAGGAAGCUUCUUGAUCACUCUUUCUGAUAUGGAGCACAAUAAGAGCAUCUCUAGUAUGCCUUAUGAGUAUACAGUCUAUAUAGGCUAUUGUGAUGGAGCAAGAAGUAUUGUAAAUGGUUCAGGGCUCAAUGCUUCUAUUGCUGGAGAGCCUCUUGGCUUUUUUAUAUACCUGAAAGAUGCUUAUGGUUAUCCCUCAUCAGUCCAAGUGGAUAUACUUCAGGUUAGAAUCAUACAAGAGGCUGAUUCCUCGUAUGUUUUGCCAACCAUAAAGCCAAGAGAGACCCUCAAUGGUACAAAAGUAUCAAGUUACAGAGCUGCUACACCGUUGUAUGAGAAACACGGCGGAGAAGUAAGUAGUGCCUUACUUAAUCAGGCAAGCGUCUUUGAUGUAACUUAUACUCCAAGACAGAGUGGAGUUUAUAAAAUCUUUAUAUCCUCUGGGAACAUAGUCCUCAAUGGAGGCCAACCUUUCAUCAAGGAAGUUAAAGCAGGUGAAGUGAAUGUGGCAUCUUGCAUUGUAACCCAAUUCAAUGCAAAAGUGCCAAAGGAAAUCAAGAAUGAUAUUGUGGUCUUACUAGUGGACAUCUUCAACAAUCCUGUGCCUUCACAGCCAUCUCGGUUAAACCUUGAGAUAACCUCAACUAACACAUCAAGUUUCACUACAUGGAACUUUGUCGAUAACACUGAUGGGACAUAUAUUGGUAGCUAUCUAGCCAUGGAUGUCGGUACUUUCCGGAUGUGUGUAACCUUUGACGAUAAACAUAUCCAACCUUGCCCCUUUGACGUCAAUGUGUACAGCAGUGGAUACUUUCCAAAGGCCUAUGAUGAUGAAGUCAACGUGUGGGAAGAUGAGUCUAUCUCUUUCUAUCCUCUGGAAAACGACUACGUUGCUGGUGACAAUGCGAGCCUUGUUGGUUUUUCACAACCAGAUCAUGGUUCUCUUCUGAGAGAUGGGAACCUUCUUAGAUACACACCGAUCAAGGACUUCUCUGGAAACGACUCCUUUCUUUACACAAUAGUCGAUAUCAAUGGAAACUUAGGCAUAGCUACAGUUUACAUCAUCAUCCUCACUGCUCCUCCUCAGUUUGUAUCCUUUUCUGGAGGAUUACAAGCAACUGAAGAUGUAAUUAGUCCUAGAUCAGGUGGCUUCUCUGGUCUGGAGAUAAGCUACUCAGACAAGCUGGAGAACAUUUCAGUCGCUGUACAAGCAUUUUCCGGAUCGGUUAUUUUGUCUCCAAUGCUGAUGCAGUUCAGGUUGCCUGGUAGUGGAAGACUCUCAGUUAGAAAUGGUGGUGAAGAUGGAAGGCUUUUGAUCUUAGAAGGACAAAUAGGAGUUAUCAAUCCUGCACUUCACUCAAUACAAUAUCUAGGGAACGAGAACUUUUCUGGUGUUGAUUCUCUUCGGCUUACUACAAGGAACAAGAAUGGGAUUAAUCAACUAGAUGUUCCUGUCUUUGUGGAACCUGUGAAUGAUCCACCGUUUAUAAAUGUUCCUCACUAUAUAAUGCUUGAGAGUAAUGGGACAGAGUCGCUUAUCUUCCACAAGGAAACAGACAAGUUCAACUUCUCAGUUGGAGAUCCAGAUCUUGCUGGUUUCCCUGGUGGUGAAUCUCAUUUCUUAGUAACGUUCUCGGUGGAGGUUACUGACGGCUUUCUUCGGACAAACUUACCGUCCGAGCUUAUAAACUCAACCGAGCUAAAGUUCAAAAACAUAUUCAGGUGGCAGCCAAUUCAGACUUACGCUUCCAUUUCUAAACACGUGAAUGUCAAAGCCAGUGGGAUCAGGUUUCGUGGAACGAUAAAGCAAUGCAACGACCUAAUGGAACGGCUUCUUCAUCACGGAGGCGAGAACGGGGCUAUCUUGACCUUGAAAAUGAGUGACAUGGGGAAUUACGGGUGCUUUCUUGAUUGCGCUGAGAGAAUUUCACUGCCUUUACACGCGGUGGCUCGCGUAAUCCUUAUUAGAAAGAGACCCUUAAGUUCCCUUGCAGCUCAUGUUUUAGGAUCUGUGAUUGUGGUGGAGUCUCUAGUGGUAUUCUCUCUCGCUAGUAUACUUCUGUUCUUCACUUGCAAAUGCGCAUUUCUUCUCCUACACGAGAGAAGAAGCCAACAUAGUGUUCACUUGAAUCCGCAGAAACCAACGGUGGACAAUGCCAAAUUGUUAAAUGACAAUGUUUCAACAAGAAUUGUCACUCGUCGUUUCCCGGAGAGUAUCUGGAAUCGCCAUGCACCCAACAGACAAGUCGGCGAAACUUCUGCCACGCAGAACAAUGAGUUGCCAGAGAUUAACAUUGUUCCGUUCGAGCUAGAGAAAGGCUAGAAGUUGAUGAAUCUGAGCCAUCAUGAUGACAUACCCGUGCAACCUAGUGACACAUACAAUCAAGU